Leptopilina boulardi is the source of this 2098-nucleotide messenger RNA. RefSeq names its product protein shifted (gene shf). The transcript is spliced from 6 exons. The coding region runs from base 802 to 1776 and encodes 324 amino acids. The record is from RefSeq and is a predicted model, not a curated record. Gene Ontology annotation, biological process: anatomical structure development. Lineage: Eukaryota; Metazoa; Arthropoda; Insecta; Hymenoptera; Figitidae. Gene Ontology annotation, cellular component: extracellular region; cell surface. Gene Ontology annotation, molecular function: signaling receptor binding.
UUGUAAAUCCUUGUGCAGAUCGGUUCGCGGUCUCCUUCGCGGUCCAUAACAUAUAAGCAAACGGACGGACGGACGCUCCCAAGUAGGGAGCGGGUUUAUUCGCACCGGGCAUUCCCAUCCCUGCUCCUCAUCGGCCGGAGGGGUAUAUAUAGAGUGGGGGGUUACCCCCUCUGGACCCGUUGUGUACGCACCCUUAUCCCGGUGUAUUGGGACCGGGAGAUAGGGAUCUCUCACUCCUUCUCGGAGCGAGAACCAGGCUGGAGAACGGCGAAUACACGCAGCAGCGGAGCAAAAAACCACACCACAAGAGGCCGGAGGGCCUUUUCUCAUUGAGUCAGUCAGUCAGUCAGUCAGUUAGUUCGCCACAGCCAGCGAGGCGGGUUGCACGUCAAGCCAACCAUCUCUCUCUCGUGUGAAAUACACACACACAUAAGCGCGCGUACGCGCGUGCUUCUAAAUUAAAAAUCCGUAGUACGAUUAGUCGCGAACUCAUCGAAAAAUUUUUCGCGUAAACUACCGACCUCGAACCAAUCUGACAAAUACACACUCAUCUACCUUACCGACUGAGCCCUUGAGGUUUAUUUAUUUAUUAUCUUUUUUUAUUUUUUUGUUUUCAAAGUCCACCGGUACGUCGCGCGCCUCGUUAACGAGAGCCCUCCUCAUCCCCCCCUUUCUUUCUCCCCCACCCCACCCCUUCUCACCCAUCUGCUUAACCGGCCAUUAAAUCUCGAAUUUCACGGCGCGAAUCGAAACGAGGGCCACGCAAAGGGUAACCGACACCUGCCCGGGUGUAUUCGUAAUAUGCGGUGGGCUGUGACGGCCCUGGCCUCGACGGCGAUCUUUUUGCUCCUCGCGGCCGAUUCAACCAGGGCGAGGCACCGUCGCACGGGAAACGAUCACAAGCCCUCCGGUGACAUCUCACUUUGGAUCGAUCGCCAACAAAUUAAAAUGUUCUCCGGUUUAGAAAUGGAAAUUUACGCAAUAUCGGAAGGAAUUGUGUUGUCGUAUCUUUUGGAACCGGAAUUCGAAAGUAAAUUGCCCGUUAUUCCAAAUGAAGUGAAUUAUGUCAAUUUCACGUGGAAAUCGGGAAUGAAGAAAUAUUUUUAUAAUUUUUUUAAAUUAACGUCUGAUAAUGAAAUGAUAUUAAAGACGCCGUCAAUUACAAUAAAAACAACUGGCCGAGUGCCGAAAAAACCAAAAGAAUUCAGCGUAAUGUUACCUUGUUCCGGCAAUGCAUCGGGAAUAGCACAAUUUGGAAUUGGUCUGAUGAUAGAGACACGCAAGAGGAAAGCCCUGAACGAACAAUAUCCAGGGCCCUGUCCGGAUGGUUAUCUAGGUCCUCCACAUUGUAAAAAAGCUCUUUGUUAUCCAAAUUGCAUGAACGGUGGAAAUUGCACGGCACCAGGAGUUUGUUCCUGUCCACCAGGAUUUCAGGGUCCUUAUUGUGAAGGCGGAAUUUGUUCCGAUAAAUGCCUAAACGGAGGUAAAUGCGUUCAAAAAGAUAAUUGUGAAUGUCCCAAAGGAUAUUAUGGACUUCAUUGUGAAUUUUCCAAAUGUGUAAUUCCCUGUCUAAAUGGAGGAAAAUGUAAAGGCAACAAUUUGUGUCGAUGUCCCGCAGGUUUUAAAGGUGAUCAUUGUGAAAUUGGAAGACGUUCACCUCAACGUUCCGCUUGUACGAGAGCUUGCAGAAAUGGAACGUGUCAACCUGACAACACCUGCUUAUGUGAGCCAGGCUGGUUUGGCAAAUUAUGCAACAAGAAUAAACCUUGGGCUUGAAGAAAAAAAAAAAAAAAAAAAAAAAAAAAACUGAAAACAAAAAAGAAAAGAAACGCUUUGAAUUUAUGGACAAUGCUUUCGACCGACUGGACAGUUUCUGUGAAAUUACAGAAUCUUGUCUGAAGAAAAAAAAGAAAAAAAAAAGAAAUGAAACAAAGAGAUAAUAUCUAAAUCAAGUUAGAGAAUAAUCCUAUAUGAAAUAUAUGGGAUCUUAUUUAAUUUAAAAAAAAGAGAAAAUCAGAUUUUCUUAAAAAAAAUUUUUUUUUACUGUUUUGGCUGUUUAAUAAGAAUUCCCAAAAAAAAUUCGCAAAAAAAAAUUAGU